CUUGCCGGAAGCACCUCCCAUCCGCUUCUCUCUCCACCGGUUUUUGAACACACUGUUGCGAGCAAGACAAACAACUAGCGAAGCAAAGCGCUCACCGCCCUGCAGCUAGCAACCACCGAGCCCCGGCACCGCGGCUAGGGUUUCCCCCGAUCGGGCAUUGCGGAGGCCUCAAGCCACACCCCGCGCGGCAGAUUCGGAGCUCCGCGGCGGGGGGCUCCUGGGCAGUCUCGUCUGAUUUGGAUGUUGGGUUGCGGCGCCGGGGCUCAGAUCUGAGAUGUCCGACGGCGCCGGCGAGGAGGGGAAUGCCUCGGCGCACAAGGGCUCCGCGCGGCGCCGGGGGCCAGCGCAGGUGGGCCUGGAUGCGGACGAGCUCCUCACGCUGAUGCACGGGUCGGAUCCAGUCAAGGUCGAGCUCAACCGGCUCGAGAAUGAAGUGAGGGACAAGGAUAGGGAGCUGUGCGAGGCGCACGCGGAGAUAAAAGCGCUGCGGCUGUCGGAGAGAGCGAGGGAGAAGGCCGUCGAGGAGCUCACUGCUGAAUAUGAGAAGCUGGAUGAGAAACUCAAGUUGACAGAGUCUCUCCUUGAAAGCAAAAACCUAGAACUCAAGAAAACAAAUGAUGAGAAAAAAGCUGCUAUGGCUGCUCAGUUUGCGGCCGAAGCAACACUACGAAGAGUACAUGCAGCUCAAAAGGAUGAUGAUAUGCCUCCUAUUGAAGCCAUUCUUGCACCACUUGAAGCAGAGUUAAAGCUUGCUAGGCAAGAGAUUACAAAGCUGCAGGAUGACAAUAGAGCUUUAGACCGUUUAACAAAACAAAAAGAGGCAGCACUACUAGAAGCAGAAAGGACUGUACAAAUUGCAUUGGCCAAAGCUGCUAUGGUUGAUGACAUGCAAAACAAGAACCAAGAGUUGAUGAAGCAAAUCGAGAUCUGCCAGGAAGAGAAUAAGAUCUUGGACAGGUUGCACCGCCAAAAAGUUGCGGAAGUAGAAAAGCUGAGUCAAACUGUGAGAGAGCUGGAAGAGUCUGUUCUUGCUGGUGGUGCAGCUGCCAAUGCUGUUAGAGAUUACCAACGGAAAGUUCAAGAAAUGAAUGAAGAAAGGAAACUUCUUGAUCGUGAACUUGCUCGGACAAAAGUUACCGCAAACAGGGUAGCUGUUGUAGUUGCAAAUGAGUGGAAAGAUGCUAAUGACAAAGUAAUGCCUGUUAAGCAGUGGCUUGAAGACCGCAGGUUCCUGCAGGGUGAGAUGCAGCAACUUCGUGACAAACUUGCUAUUGCAGAGCGAGCGGCCCGAUCUGAAGCUCAACUAAAGGAAAAGUAUCAGUUGCGCCUAAAAGUUUUAGAAGACGGGUUGAGGGGGCCACCGAGUGGUUCAAGUCGUCCUCCUACUGAAGGAAAGGGCAUAAGUAAUGGACCUCCCCGUAGGCUUUCACUAGGUGGUUCUGAUAGUAUUUCCAAAGUCUCUCCAAACAGUGUGUUAAUAAGGAGAUCUCCAUCUUCCAAUUCAAGAUCGGCUCUCUCUAGCAGCAGCAGUAUGGUCCUGAAGCAUGCAAAAGGAACUUCAAGGUCAUUUGAUGGUGGUACCAGGUCAUUAGACCGGGCAAAAGUUCUUGGGAACGGACCUCAUUCACUCAAUAGAUCUACAGAUGCUGUUAAAGAUUGUGAAAUGACUGAUAAUUGGAAGGCUAAUGCAGAAGAAAAAAACAAUGAAACCACAAAAAGUGAUUCAAGUGACAUGGUCUCUGGCGUACUCUAUGACAUGCUGCAAAAGGAGGUAGUUUCCUUGAGAAAGGCAUGCAAUGAGAAAGACCAAAGUCUAAAGGACAAGGAUGAUGCAAUUGAGAUGUUAGCAAAGAAAGUAGAUACAUUAAAUAAAGCAAUGGAAGUGGAGGCAAAGCGGAUGAGGCGAGAGAUGGCUGUUAUGGAGAAAGAAUUUGCUGCUGUGCGCCUGAAGAAGGAACAAGAAAACAAAGCCGAACGACCUGGUAAUAUUAAAGGACCUGGAACUUCUUCUCAGACACUUUCUGGAAGAGCUGUGCCACGGGGUGGGUUGACGCGCAAUCUCCAAUAACAUGACCUCUAACAUCAGGCAGCAUGGAAUUCUUGGAUAGGCUUUAUCUCCUAUUGGAUUUGUUCCCCUUGUCCUACUCAUUUUGUGAUGAAAUAGCACAGAUGGCCCUGCGUACCUAGAUUGGGGAAAAAGUAGGUUUGCAUCUGACACGACUUUCUUUAAUGUAGUGGAGGUAAUCCUUCGGUAGGGUUUAACCUUGGGGCACGCUCUCAUUUUGUCGAGGCAGUGCACGUUGUGGUUGUAUAGGUUGGACGGUCUUGCAAUAUGUAGUUGAGCUAGUGUGUGUGCUUUUUGCAUGUCCGGGCUAUGAAUAUUCUUUGUAUUCUGCUAUGGUCUCCUUUCUACUCUGUUUGCCCUUGGAAUUGGCUCCUGGGACACCGUUUGUAUAACCAUCUUGUUCAACGUCGAGCUGAAUCGGAAUGGAGUGGUUUACCAUUUGAUGA
Phragmites australis (common reed) is the source of this 2511-nucleotide messenger RNA. RefSeq names its product microtubule-associated protein 70-2-like. The transcript has 11 exons. Gene Ontology annotation, biological process: cytoskeleton organization. NCBI's taxonomy places the organism in Eukaryota, Viridiplantae, Streptophyta, Magnoliopsida, Poales, Poaceae. Gene Ontology annotation, molecular function: microtubule binding. The coding region runs from base 275 to 2068 and encodes 597 amino acids. The record is from RefSeq and is a predicted model, not a curated record.